This is a messenger RNA of Artibeus jamaicensis (Jamaican fruit-eating bat), 3306 nucleotides long. RefSeq names its product WD repeat and SOCS box containing 2 (gene WSB2). Gene Ontology annotation, molecular function: protein binding. NCBI's taxonomy places the organism in Eukaryota, Metazoa, Chordata, Mammalia, Chiroptera, Phyllostomidae. The transcript has 9 exons. The record is from RefSeq and is a predicted model, not a curated record. The coding region runs from base 762 to 2042 and encodes 426 amino acids. Gene Ontology annotation, biological process: intracellular signal transduction.
GCGCCGCCAGGCCCGGUCUCCCGGCGGCGCGGGGCGGGCUCGGCCGCGGAGGGAGGACGCGGCGGGGGCGCCCGGCCCGGGCCGCCCGCUCGGGCAGACGGCGGGGUGCGCGCCCGGCGCCCAGCUUUGUUUCACUUUCGCUGUCAGCGGCCGCCUCUGCGCCCCCAGCCGCCGGCGGGACCCGGGGAGAGCGGGCCUCUGCGCGGAGGGGCCCCCCACCGCCCGGGAGAGUGGGGGGCGCCCAGCCUGCAGGGGUGACGCCCGGAGCGGCGGGUGCCCAGGCGCCGGGCGGCGCGCCCGCAGGUCUGGGCGGGAGUCGCCGAGCCCCUUCCGAGCGGCGGCCGUGGUGGCCCCGGCGUCAGCGCCGCGUCUGCACGGCGGACGGCGGACGAGGGUCGUUCUUGCCUCGGCGCGCGGCGGGAGCUUCCCCAGCCCGCGUGGCCGUGGCGGACGCCCGCGGGUGCGAGAGCCCGGCGUUCGGGGCCGCCCCCAGCAGAGUCCGAAGCGCGGGGGCAGGGGGGGCGGUCCCGGGCGACGGGCGCGGGGGGCCCGGUGCACACCUGCCUCUGCCCUCGUUGGCUCGCAGCUGUCAGCAGGAGACGGCGUGGCGGUCGGGGGGCCUCGGGCCCCACGUGGCGGUCUCCGUGGGCAGCGCGACCUUGUCACGCAGAGGCAGGAAGCUGGACACACGCCGCUCGUUCUCCCUUCCCACCGCCUUGCCCCGAAACCCCAGUUGCGGGACAUCGCGGGGUGUGUUUGGGAUGGGCUCGGGGGCCCUCCCCGCGCAGAGGCGGCUUCUCCGGGGUCUCGGCCAGCAGGAGGGGUCGCGGCCUGGCCCAGAGGAACCACUGCUGCUGGCUGAACUCAAGCCCGGGCGCCCCCACCAGUUUGAUUGGAAGUCGAGCUGUGAAACCUGGAGUGUCGCCUUCUCCCCAGAUGGCUCCUGGUUUGCUUGGUCUCAAGGACACUGCAUUGUCAAGCUGAUCCCCUGGCCGCUGGAGGAGCAGUUCAUCCCUAAAGGGUUUGAAGCCAAAAGCCGAAGCAGCAAAAAUGAUACAAAAGGGCGAGGCAGCCCAAAGGAGAAGACUCUGGACUGUGGGCAGAUUGUCUGGGGUUUGGCCUUUAGCCCGUGGCCUUCUCCACCCAGUAGGAAGCCCUGGGCACGCCACCCUCCUCAAGUACCAGACGUGUCUUGCCUGAUCCUUGCUACAGGACUCAACGAUGGGCAGAUCAAGAUUUGGGAGGUGCAGACAGGGCUCCUGCUUUUAAAUCUUUCCGGCCACCAAGAUGUUGUGAGAGAUCUGAGCUUCACACCUAGUGGCAGUUUGAUUUUGGUCUCUGCAUCUCGGGAUAAGACUCUUCGAAUUUGGGACUUGAAUAAACAUGGUAAACAGAUUCAGGUGUUAUCGGGCCACCUGCAGUGGGUUUACUGCUGUUCCAUCUCUCCGGACUGCAGCAUGCUUUGCUCUGCAGCUGGAGAAAAAUCGGUGUUUCUAUGGAGCAUGCGGUCCUACACAUUAAUCCGGAAGCUAGAGGGCCAUGAAAGUAGUGUUGUCUCUUGUGACUUCUCGCCUGACUCUGCUUUGCUUGUCACGGCUUCUUAUGAUACCAACGUGAUUAUGUGGGAUCCUUACACUGGCGAGAGGCUACGGUCACUCCACCACAGCCAGCUUGAACCCGCGAUGGAUGACAGUGAUGUCCACAUUAGCUCCCUGAGAUCUGUGUGCUUCUCUCCUGAAGGCUUGUACCUUGCCACUGUGGCAGAUGACAGACUCCUCAGGAUCUGGGCUCUAGAAAUGAAAACUCCGAUUGCAUUUGCUCCUAUGACCAAUGGUCUUUGCUGCACAUUUUUCCCACAUGGUGGAGUUAUUGCCACAGGGACAAGGGAUGGUCACGUCCAGUUCUGGACAGCUCCUAGGGUCCUGUCAUCACUGAAGCACUUAUGCCGGAAAGCCCUUCGAAGUUUUCUCACAACCUACCAAGUGCUAGCACUGCCAAUCCCCAAGAAAAUGAAAGAGUUCCUCACGUACAGGACUUUUUAAGCAACGCUACAUCAUCUUGUUUUCUCUGUAGCAGGAUAAAUCUCCCUGGCAAAGGAGUAGCUGGAAUAAUGGGCCAAACGUCUAGUCUUGGGUUGAAAUAGAAUUUCCCUUUGGGAUUGCAGAUAGAAUGUAGCAAAACCAGAUGCCAGUGGACGAGUCAUGGAUCUUUUUCCCCACCACACAUGAAAGUCAGACAUGGAGGAAGGAUUCCACUUCCGUGGCCACAGAGCUUUAUCUUCAAUCUUCAGUCCACUUACUAACAAUUUUGAACUCAUUCUAGUAGUUUUGAUUCAAAAUAUAGUUAUUGAUGUUUUGGUGAGAAGAGUUGACUAGGCCUCAACAGCCUCGAGAGCCCCUCUCUAGUGGCAGAGGGUUUAAACUCCCUCUACUGGGACAUGUGGCUUCUGCCUGGUUCCUGUGUUUCACAUGCAGCAGUGGCACUGUUUCAAGUUCUCUCCUGUUGGAGUUGCUUUGUUGUUGGCAAGUCUUUCUUCCUCUAGCUCCCCUCUGACUAGUGGGACAGUUUCCCUGGAGCAGUCUCUGGUGUGAGGUAGUAACUUAGCUUCACUAAAUUACAGAUGACUCAGAGGCUGUGCCCCUGACUGAUACAGACACUAUAAUUGGCUCUUUUUUUUAACAGUGGUGUGCAUGUGCAGAUGACAAAUUUAUAUGUUUAUAUGCCAGGAUACACAAGAAUUUAUUUCUAAAUUGCAUGACUGUUCAGAUGGCUGAGUUGUCAGUUGUUUGCCUUCAUUAGCAUAUUUAUUUGUAUUUUCUCAACAGAUGUUAAGGUACAACUGUGUUUUUCUUGAUGGUAUCUGAAAACCAUAGUACUUAAGUCGAACAGUUGUGAAGAAUGUCUCCUUAAUUGUGUAAAGAAUUGGAGGUGUCAUCACUUCACCUGAUCUUCUCAUGUAUGAGGUCUGACUUUGCUGCUUCACCUCAUUGGACUAACGAGCCAGUUUCAGUUCUAUCCGUAAACAAACACAGCUCUUUACAAGUACUGUUCUCCUUCAGUGAAGUAUAGUUAUCUAAUCAAGACACCUCAUUCAAGCAAAAUCUGCCUUUGGAAAAUUUUAAUAUAUUUUAAAUUAUUUUAAAAGAAAUGCAACAUCUUAUCCUUUGGCUUUCUUAAUAGGUGCUUUAUGGAGGCCAGUGUAACAAAAUGUGUUGAAAAAGUAGGAGUCUCUACUGCCUUUGUUGCUGAAGAAAAACAUUUCUUUUCAAGAUGAGAAACUUUCAUUGAAGGAAAAAGUUAAAAAGC